Myiozetetes cayanensis is the source of this 6926-nucleotide messenger RNA. It is a transcript of the gene KIF5C, whose product is annotated as kinesin family member 5C. Gene Ontology annotation, biological process: microtubule-based movement. Gene Ontology annotation, molecular function: microtubule motor activity; ATP binding; microtubule binding. Lineage: Eukaryota; Metazoa; Chordata; Aves; Passeriformes; Tyrannidae. The record is from RefSeq and is a predicted model, not a curated record.
CUGCGGGGGCUGCGAGCGGCUCUGGGAGCCCCGGCCCUGCCCGGCCCCGCCCGCCCGGCGGCCCCAGCCCGGCGCUGCCGCUGCUGCCCGGCCAUGGCGGACCCCGCCGAGUGCAGCAUCAAGGUGAUGUGCCGCUUCCGACCCCUCAACGAGGCCGAGAUCCUGCGCGGGGACAAAUUCAUCCCCAAAUUCAAGGGCGACGAGACCGUGGUCAUCGGGCAAGGGAAGCCCUAUGUCUUUGAUAGAGUGUUACCUCCCAACACAACCCAGGAACAAGUUUAUAAUGCCUGUGCCAAGCAGAUUGUCAAAGAUGUCCUGGAGGGCUACAAUGGCACAAUCUUUGCUUAUGGCCAGACAUCAUCAGGAAAAACACACACUAUGGAGGGCAAACUGCACGACCCCCAGCUCAUGGGAAUCAUUCCAAGGAUUGCACAUGACAUCUUUGAUCACAUCUACUCCAUGGAUGAGAACCUGGAGUUCCACAUAAAGGUUUCCUACUUUGAGAUAUAUUUGGACAAAAUAAGGGACCUCCUGGAUGUGUCAAAGACAAACCUCGCUGUCCAUGAAGAUAAAAACAGAGUCCCAUAUGUUAAGGGCUGCACAGAAAGAUUUGUGUCCAGCCCUGAGGAAGUUCUGGAUGUCAUCGACGAAGGGAAGGCCAACCGGCACGUGGCCGUGACAAAUAUGAAUGAACACAGCUCCAGGAGCCACAGCAUCUUCCUCAUCAACAUUAAACAAGAGAACGUGGAAACAGAGAAGAAACUCAGUGGGAAGCUCUACCUGGUGGACUUGGCUGGAAGUGAGAAGGUCAGCAAAACUGGAGCGGAGGGAGCUGUUCUGGAUGAAGCUAAAAAUAUCAAUAAGUCUCUGUCUGCUCUAGGCAAUGUGAUAUCUGCCUUGGCAGAAGGAACUAAAACCCACGUUCCGUAUCGAGACAGCAAGAUGACCCGAAUCCUCCAGGAUUCCCUGGGGAACUGCAGAACCACCAUUGUCAUCUGCUGCUCUCCCUCGGUGUUCAACGAGGCCGAGACCAAGUCCACGCUGAUGUUCGGGCAGCGAGCCAAGACCAUCAAGAACACGGUGUCCGUGAACCUGGAGCUGACGGCCGAGGAGUGGAAGAAGAAGUACGAGAAGGAGAAGGACAAAAACAAGAGCCUGAAGAACGUUAUCCAGCACCUAGAGCUGGAACUGAACAGGUGGAGGAACGGGGAAGCUGUGCCAGAGGAUGAGCAGAUCAGUGCAAAGGACCAGAAGAACCUGGAGCCCUGUGAUAACACCCCCAUUAUUGACAACAUCACCCCGGUCGUUGCCAGCAUCUCCACGGAGGAGAAGCAGAAGUACGACGAGGAGAUUGCCAGCCUCUACAGACAGCUGGAUGACAAGGAUGAUGAAAUCAACCAGCAGAGCCAGUUGGCUGAAAAACUAAAGCAACAAAUGUUGGAUCAAGAGGAGCUUUUGGCCUCCACCAGGAGGGAUUACGAGAAGAUCCAGGAGGAGCUGACCCGUCUCCAGAUCGAGAACGAAGCGGCCAAGGAUGAAGUGAAGGAGGUCCUCCAAGCCCUGGAAGAAUUAGCUGUCAAUUAUGACCAGAAAUCCCAGGAAGUGGAGGACAAAACGAGGACCAACGAGCAGCUGGCUGAUGAGCUGGCACAGAAGAGUAGCGCCCUGACAGCGACCCAGAGGGAGCUGGGCCAGUUGCAGGAGCUCAGUAACCACCAGAAGAAGAGGGCGACAGAAAUCCUGAACCUGCUGCUGAAGGACCUGGGGGAGAUCGGGGGAAUCAUCGGCACCAACGACGUGAAAACAUUGGCAGAUGUGAACGGGGUGAUCGAGGAGGAGUUCACCAUGGCCCGGCUCUACAUCAGCAAGAUGAAAUCCGAGGUGAAGUCGCUGGUGAACCGCAGCAAGCAGCUGGAGAGCGCCCAGAUGGACUCCAACAGGAAGAUGAACGCCAGCGAGAGGGAGCUCGCCGCCUGCCAGCUCCUCAUCUCGCAGCACGAAGCGAAGAUCAAGUCCCUCACAGACUACAUGCAGAACAUGGAGCAGAAGAGGAGGCAGCUGGAGGAGUCCCAGGACUCUCUCAACGAGGAGCUGGCCAAGCUGCGUGCUCAAGAAAAAAUGCAUGAAGUCAGCUUCAAGGACAAGGAGAAGGAGCAUCUGACCCGGCUUCAGGAUGCAGAGGAGAUGAAGAAGGCCCUGGAGCAGCAGAUGGAGAGUCACAGGGAAGCCCACCAGAAGCAGCUGUCCAGGCUGAGGGAUGAAAUCGAGGAGAAGCAGAAAAUAAUCGAUGAAAUCAGAGAUAUGAACCAGAAGCUGCAGCUGGAACAAGAGAAACUCAGUGCUGAUUAUGAUAAAUUAAAAAUUGAGGACCAGGAAAGAGAAAUGAAACUGGAAAAGCUCAUACUGCUUAAUGAUAAAAGGGAACAAGCAAGAGAAGACCUCAAGGGGCUGGAGGAAACAGUGGCAAGAGAACUUCAGACUCUUCACAAUCUGCGCAAGCUGUUUGUCCAAGAUCUUACCACCCGCGUUAAAAAAAGUGUUGAACUCGACAGCGACGAUGGAGGUGGGAGCGCUGCGCAGAAGCAGAAAAUUUCCUUUCUUGAGAACAACCUGGAACAGCUUACGAAGGUUCACAAACAGCUGGUUCGUGAUAAUGCAGAUCUUCGUUGCGAGCUUCCUAAGCUGGAGAAACGCCUUCGAGCUACGGCAGAGAGAGUCAAGGCCCUGGAGAGUGCACUGAAGGAGGCCAAGGAGAACGCCAUGAGGGACCGCAAGCGCUACCAGCAGGAGGUGGAUCGCAUCAAGGAGGCCGUCAGAGCCAAAAACAUGGCCAGGAGAGCCCACUCUGCCCAGAUUGCCAAGCCCAUCCGCCCUGGCCAUUAUCCAGCGUCUUCUCCGACGGCCGUCCACGCCAUCCGAGGGGGAGGGAUGUCCAACUCCAGCUACUACCACAACACCAAAUAGGCAAGAAGUCAGUUCCACUUAAGCAUGUUAAGGACUGUCAUUAAGUCACUAGUUUUCUUUUCUGCCCCUCCUCGAGCCGACCCACAUCCCGUUCAUCCUGCGCUUCCUCCGGCCAUCGGCAACGCCCCGGUCCCAGGCAUCCCGAGCUUCGCAGGACCUCCACGUGUACAGAAGUGUCCAGAUCCUUCUGCAAUGUAUUGGACAUUCCCAUCUCAGCAAGGAUAGGGAGUCUGCCACUCCGAGCCCACCCUGGCGCUGGUUAGGUUGGCGCUUCUACACUCAGAGCGAUGCUUUUUUUUUUUCCCGAGUCCUCCGUUGCGUCGGUAAAUCCCGACUUCCGGCAUCAACGAAUUAAUUAUUCACUGACCAAGUGCCACCAAAGGCAGGUGAUUGUGCUCUGUCAUGACUGAUUUACUGUAUAAUAUACAUAUUAUUUUAUAUUUUUAGGGGAUGAAAAUGUGCUGCUAUGUGGUUUCAUUUUACUGCUUACAUUUUCAGAAGGAAAUUUCCCCAAAGAACCAUUUGUAAAAUCCUGAGAGAAAGGAAAAAAAACCACAAAGCAAAAAAACAAAAAUAAAUCUUUGGACUGUGUAAAAUAACCUUUAUUGCAGUACCUGGUAAAGAUCAAACGGGAUGCAGAGAAAUCUGUUAGUAUAGAGCUAGGAUUUGAAGUUUGGUAGUUCCAUGAGUAUUACCUUGUGUGACCUAUUUUAAAAUUAAGAUUUAAGAUCCGAGCUGCUGCUUGUAGUUCUCCCUACGGCGGUGGGUUUUCCUGGAGCGUGUUCGUGAGCGUUGUCCCCUAGGAAGUUUUGAAGGCUUUCAGAAUGCUGUGGAAUUCUUGUCUUGGAAAACCUGACAAGCGUUCCCCCCUCUCUCCUCCUCCUCCUCCUCCUUCCCCCUUUCCCACAUGCCUUUGGCAAGCCCUGAUCUGUUCACGCCGGAAUAAUCCCCUCCAAGUCCCAGAUACUCCCUUCAGAAAAAUCAGAGAGUCCAAAAGGAGGUGAGAGUCGUACACUCGAGCUGUCCUUUGCAGGCCAAAUCUGGGAAUGCGUUUGCUGGGAUGUGAGGAGCACAUUCCAAGGGGAACAGAACGCUUUUGUAAGUCACUGUAUGCAAAUCAUCCUAGGGAUGGUCCACUCGUGAGGACAAGGACGAGCCUUUCCUGGAUCUCUCUUCCCAGCCAGACAGCAAAUUCCCAUCUUCCCAGCAAGGGGGCACUGGAAUCGCUCUGGGAAGGUGCUGCUCCUCCUCCUCCUCCUCCUCCUCCUCCCUGCCCACACAUUCCUGCCGGGGAGUGACAGGGUCGGGCUUAGGGAAGCUGGGAUUCCAGGAAGGUUAGGCCGAGCAUAGCCCUCUAGUCUUCUUUUGCAGACAUUUGCUCUUUAUUUAAUUUGAGAUUGAUUGGUUGGUUGGUUGGUUUUUGGUUUUUUUUUUAAUUUCUGAACCUGUUUGUUAGUAGGAGUAGAACUAUUCAGUUACCUAGAGUGUUUUGGAAGAUUGUGAAUUGACUUUAGGUAUUUUUUUUUCUACUGAAAUUAAGGUGUUGCAAAGUAAGUUGGGACUUAAUUUAACUGUUUUGGGGUUUUGGUUUUUUUGUUUGUUUGUUGUUUUUUUUUAAUGUUGCACUAUUUUGGGGAGCGUUUUGCUAAACAUAUUUAAUGAAGCUGCAAAUUUGCAUGUAUUUAAUUUAUUUUGUAUUUUCCAAAGUUUUAUAUUUUCUUUCUUGACGUGCAUGUGCACUGCCAGAAGAAUGAACUGUGAACUUGCCAUAUGCAAUCUUGAAUAAAAUCACUAAUCCACAACUACUCUGUGCUAUCUUACCAGCUGUUGGGAGCUGAAGUUUCUACUAUGAACUAAUAAUCCUCUUGUUUUGGUUCUAAAACAGCUAUUUUGGGAAAGAUACCAAACUUAUUUGCUGUCAAAAAGGUUUUGUGUCGUAGGAAAACUUUUUGUUCUGUCUUUUGAACUCAAGAGUUUGGUAUGGAAUUGUAUUGUAGAUGCAAUAUUAGCUUAAAAAAACCAAACAAAAAGGUGUGAAUUCCUCAGAGCAUCACCAGGGCGGUUCUGGAGGGCACUUCUGAGAGCUUUCUGCAGCUUGAGGGAUAAGUUAACUUGGACAUGUCUUAAUGGUGCUAGUGCUGAUCAGCCAGUCAGUCCCACUAGCUGAGAACAAAUUAAGUUUCUCCGAGUUCACUUUUCCAUCCAGGCUGCAGGAGGAUUUCCUCCCAGCUGAAAUGCCCAAAAGGAGGAUGCCUUGGGCUACAGUUCUCCAAACAUGUAGUAAUUGGAAAUCACGAAUUCUCGGUUGAACAUGCUCUGCUUCUGUAUCUAUUUUGAUUUUUUUUUUUUAAGCCUAUUUUAACGAGGCGACUUCAGUUUGUAUUGUAUUGUAUGUGUUGUAUAUUCAACUUUUGUACCAUUUUUAAAGGCUUUCACGUUUUAUAUCUGGAGAGGAAAACCACACAUCUGCUCUGCAGAGAUCCAGACCUGUCUCUUGCUGUUUCUGCCACCUGACCCUUCCUUUCUUUGCUCUUUUGAGUGUUGUGUUCUAUUUAUUCGAGGCUCGUUUUCAAGUCGUGGUUUGUACAGCGCAAAGGAAAUUUCACGUCUAAGAUGUCAUGCAUGGGACAAAUUUGGGUGGAAAUACGGAUGGGAAACGUGUUUCAGAUGGAACUAAAGUGCAUAUUGUUCUUUUUUGCUGGUAAUUAAAAAGUAUUUCUGGCUCACUCGAGCUUCUCUUAAUGAUAUGUUCAAAUAUCUUGUGUUUGUCCUUUGAGUUCACGUUUCAUCGACCUGUUUUCUGGAAAGCAAAGAAAGUUUUAAGCCUGGGAAGAUCUUGGCUGAUGCAUUUUUAAGUUUUGUAUUUAACAAGGGCGAGAGUUGGAUUAUCCUGAAUAUACCGAAAACUUGCAAAUAAGUCACGAGAUUUCUUACUAACGGAACCCUGAGUAAUUUUUCAAUUUCUUUUUGUAAAAAGCCUGAUGGACUAAGGUGCACAUUUGCCUGAAGUCUUUAUAAAUCAGAGAAUCAUGGAGUGGAUUGGGUUGGAAGGGACCUUUAAGUCCAUCCAUGCCAUGGGCAGGGACACUUUUCACUAUCCAAGGUGGCUCCAACCUGGCCUUGACACUCUCAGGGAUCCAGGGGCAGCCACAGCUUCUCUGCCCAACCUGUGCCAGGGCCUGCCCACCCUCCCAGCCAGCAAUUCCUUCCCAAUAUCCCCCACCUAAACCUCCCCUGAGAGUUUUAAUUCGAACAUGCUUUCAUUUGAAGCAAAGGGUGCUUUUAAACCAAACCGAAGGCCUCAUCAGAUUCCCGCCGCUGGAGGAGAAAAACCCCUCCAAGUCCCCCCUCAGAGGGAGGAAUCGGGAAAUAAACUGACAGCAGGAUAAUCUUAAUCUCCCCCUUGCUUUGAUUUUUUUGUUUGGUUUGGUUUGGUUUGGUUUUGUCUUCACUGUGCCUGGCAGCAUCCGCUGUGCAGGAGGGACCCGCCCCGGCGGUUCCUCCCCGCCCUCACAGCCCUGCCCACGGACACCCCUUCCCUCCGUGGGAGAGACACGGGGGGCUGAGGCAUUCUGUAGAUUUAUACCUGUCUAGUUUGUAAAGUUGUGUAACGUGUGCUGCAGAUGUGUAUUCUCUGGGCUCUGUGUAUCUUUACAGUAGUGUUCAAUUUAGGAUUAAAAAAAAAAGAGACAAAAAAAAGGCCAAAAAAAAAAAAAAUAAAUUGUGGACACGUUUUGCUGGUAACAAGGGGAAAUUUUUUUUUUGCCAUUGCAUCAAACGAUGCUGAAAUGUAUUAAACUCUUGAUAGCGAACCUGAACCCUUCCUUCCCCCAUCCCGUGGAGAUAAGUCUUUUAUCUUCAUCCCGAAGUUCUACCGGAGAUGGAUGGAUACACUGGCAGACUGCAUGAGAUGUAUCAUUUGAAAUCCGUUACAGUGGAAAAUAAAACUGAGCUAAACUCUG